AUGGCCGUGGAGAAAUCGACCGAUAGAAUGGACGAGGAGAAGGGCCUCGCCAGUGGCGUAGAUGCCGAGGUAGUAGACGCUGAUGCCUUGGCUGUUCAAUGGCUUUGUGGAUGGUCCAGAUAUGUUACGAGGAAAAGGCUUCCUGGGGCUGCGAUAUGGUUGGAGCUUAUAGCAAUUGCUCUAUUAAUUACAAUGUUGUACCAACAGCAGCAUAUGUUGACAUGCUUGGGGUUGGCAAUGUUCAGAUUUGGUAAUGGAGCUGCUUUGCCUAAUACCACUCUACCUUCAUAUGUAUUUGAUUAUGCACCACUCGUCUGGUUAGAUCAAUCAGAAAUGUAUUUUCCUUCGGAUAUAUACGCUCAGGUCCUCAAUACUAAACCUUAUGUCAACCGUUCGUUGAUACCCGAGGACACUCUUCCAUCCCCUCUCAAUCUCGAGACGAUUGAUCAGCUAAACAAUUGGGGCACAGAAGUCUAUUUAACAUCCACAGUCGAUAUCACCACCUCCCCUACCUUCCUAACCGGAGUUGUCCCUUCUUCCACAACCGGUCGCACUCAAGAUGCCAUCUCCUGUUCCGUCAUCCUUACCGAUCAUGGAGAUGGUUUGGUCGAUGUCUUCUACAUGUAUUUCUAUGCCUACAAUCAAGGAAAUACAGUACUUGGUCAAGAGUUGGGUAACCAUAUAGGAGAUUGGGAACAUAAUAUGAUUCGUUUCGUAAACGGUACUCCUCAAACAGUCUGGUACUCGCAACAUGCAAACGGACAAGCUUUCAAGUAUUCAGUAGUUGAGAAGAGUGGAAAGAGACCAAUUGCUUAUUCGGCGAGAGGAAGUCAUGCUAAUUAUGCGAUUUCGGGGACCCAUGAUCAUACGAUCCCGGAUUUAAAUUUGCCAGCCGGAUUACUACAAGAUUAUACAUCGAGAGGAACAAUAUGGGAUCCAGUUCUCUCAUCGUAUUUCUACACAUACGAUGCUACGACCAAGGAAUUCUCAAAAGCAAGUGAGGAUAGUCCAGUACAGGCGAUGGAGUAUUUGGGAAAAUGGGGGGAUGCUCAGUAUCCUGAGGAUGAUAAGAGACAGAGUAAAUUCUUUGGCUUCUGGAAGUAUGUGGGAGGACCGACGGGACCGGUGACUAAGGGGUUGGUGAGGGAGAAGGUUUGUCCUGACAAUGGGAUUUUGUGUAUUGUGAGGGAUAUUUUGGGUCCUUAG
Molecule: messenger RNA, 1206 nt
Organism: Botrytis deweyae
Lineage: Eukaryota; Fungi; Ascomycota; Leotiomycetes; Helotiales; Sclerotiniaceae
Exons: 3
Coding region: 1-1206 (401 amino acids)
Source: RefSeq, a predicted model, not a curated record